GAACAGCGGACAGAGUUCUUGCGGGGAAGCAGUGUGUGUGGAGAUCCGGACGAGGACAGUCGAAGCGCGCCGGCUGCUGCUCCGUCGUGCGCCCUGGACACGAUUCUUGAACCGAGUCCUGCCCUUUGAAUACCUGCAGGGUGCUGGUGAGACCAGAGGGAGUCAUUCCCUACAGAGGGAACACUGAAGGUACACCAUGGCCUUAGCGGGAUGUCCUGACUACUUCUUACAUCACUCAAACUACCAGGAAAGCAUGGACCACACGUCCUCUCGCAGGCCCAAGGAGCUGAUCGUUCCAGGCUUUCAGUGCCCGGCCAAUCAAAAUUUGCCACAUCACCAUGAUGAUGACGUGGACCUGGAGCAGCUGGUGAAUGACAUGAACUCCUCGAUGGAGAGUGUGUACUCUACGCAGGCAGACACGGCGCUGCUCCUGAACAACGGCCACGCGCACGGUCCACACCACCACCACCACCACCACCACCACCACAUGCACCCUGCUUACCCAGGACAUGGCCAGGCCCACCGUCGUCACACCCCACCCCUGCCUGCUUCCUCCCCCUCCAGGGAGAGGCUGCAGCACUCUCAGCCCAUGCACAUUCAGGCCGUCAGGUGCCUGCAGGAAGCGCAUCAGCUGCGCCCGGCCUCCUUGCCGGCCAUCCCCAACCCUUUCCCUGAGCUCUGCAGCCCGGCGGGCUCCCCCGUUCUCAGCCCCAUACAGACCUCCGACAACCACAUAGUGAAGGUGUGGAGCGAGGAUGGGGCUGGUAAAGUGGUGGAGAUCCCAGCGGACAUGACGGCCAGAGAUGUCUGCCAGCUCCUGGUCUACAAGAGCCACUGCCUGGACGACAACGCCUGGACACUGGUGGAGCACCACCCCAUCCUUGGCCUUGAGAGAUGUCUGGAGGACCACGAGCUGGUGGUUCAGGUUCAAGCCUCCAUGAGCAGUGACAGUAAAUUCCUCUUCAGAAAGAACUAUGCCAAAUAUGAAUUCUUCAGGAACCCCCUGAACUUCUUUCCAGAGCAGAUGGUGGCUUGGUGUCAGGAGUCUGAUGGCUCGAUCCCUCAGUCACAGCUCUUACAGAACUUUCUGAACUCCAGCAGCUGUCCAGAGAUUCAGGGCUAUUUGUACUUGAAGGAGCCUGGACGCAAGUCCUGGAAGAAACUCUACAUGUUCCUGCGACGCUCCGGGCUCUACUACUCUACUAAAGGAACAUCCAAGGAGCCUCGACACCUGCAGCUGCUGUCAGAUCUGGAGGAUAGCAACAUCUUCACCAUCAUCACCGGCAGAAAGCUCCACAAUGCUCCCACAGACUACCAGUUCUGCAUCAAGCCCAGUAAAGUGAGGAGUGACUGCAAGGAGCUAAAGAUGCUGUGCGCUGAGGACGAGCAGAGCAGGACCUGCUGGAUGACGGCCUUCAGACUGCUCAAAUAUGGGAUAGUGCUGUACCAGAGCUACAACGUUCCCCAGCAGAGGAAGUCUAACCUUUCGCCUUUCUCGGCGCCUGUGCGGAGUGUAUCUGAGAAUUCCCUGGUCGCCAUGGACUUCUCUGGAAGGACCGGUCGCGUUAUCGACAACCCCGUCGAGGCCCAGAGCGCCGCCCUGGAGGAGGGACAGACCUGGAGGAAACGAAGCCAGCGUAUGAAUGUCCUGGGCAGUCCCAGCCCCCUGCACCCGUCCUCCCUGAGCACAGUGAUCCACAGGACACAGGUAUGGUUUCAUGGUCGCAUCAUGAGAGAGGAGGCCCACAAAAUGAUCAUACAGCAAGGCCAAGUGGACGGGUUAUUCCUGUUGCGGGACAGUCAGAGUAAUCCCAAGGCAUUCGUGCUCACCUUGUGCCACCACCAGAAGAUCAAGCACUUCCAGAUCCUUCCGUGUGAGGAGGACGGUCAGGUGUUCUUCAGCCUCGACGACGGCGCCACCAAGUUCACCGACCUGAUCCACCUGGUGGAGUUUUACCAGCUCAACAGAGGAGUGCUGCCCUGCAAGCUCAAACACCCCUGCACCGCCGUGGCCUUGUGACACUCCACACCCCCGACACCUCCAUCCUCUUUUUGCACACCUCUCACCCUGAGAUCCCAGCCCCCCUUCUGCCCCUCCCUCACCAGCGCAUUGAGGUUGAGCAGAUAGAGAAAAGUUAAGUCAAGUUUCGGGGAUGUGAGCAACUCGGCAGGAGCCAGCGUUGGAGCUUUGGUUUCUUUCUCCGCCCUGCUGCUGUCUGGAUGUUUGAAUGGCAGCCGUUCGGACGGUUGAAGCGCCGCAGAUCGCGCACCCGGGCGGCGCUGGGCUCCUGCGAUGUUGUCAGGGAGACUCGGUAUUUUUGUCAUUGCUGUUUUGACCCUGGAGAGAGACCAUGUAUUGUGAGAACAGCUUAGGAUCCCUUCCUCAGAGCCCCUCACCCUUCAGCCCCCAACCUCCCUCAUCCUCCAGGCCUGAUAAGCUGUGGCGCCCGCCCCACCCUCGCCCCUUCGCCGCCGAGGCGGGCGGGGAGCGCCACCCUCUGACUUCCUCAUCGAUCAUCAGGGAUGGACGGGAACCUCUCUGGGUCUCAUCAAACUCGAUCCAGGAGCUUUCUCAACCUGUGCAGUCCAGUCUGGAUAAGCUGACACCCUGCCCGCCCCACCACCACCACCACCACCACCACGAUCCCCCGGUGCAACCCCGACCCCACCUCUCCUCCUCCACAAAAGCUCAGAGAAAAGUUGAGAGAGAAAAGAGAAGUAGCUAAAGGCGAGAGAGGCAGAGCAGUGGCGAGGGCUGACAGGACGGAGGAAUGUUUAUCAGGAAGGCUGUAACAGGCCUCUCUUGUAGAGUUGAUUACUUGAUGUCAUUUUAAUGCUGUUUUAUUACUGUUGAUUCAAUGCAGAACUAGUUUUGCACUCCCGGGCGGACAGACGACAGCUGUUCUCUCUAGCUAAAUGAAGCUGCCUGCUCUCCGUUCGCCCCCCCCCCCCCUCUCUGAAAAGCAUGCAUGUGAAUUUCCACCAGUUCUGAUUGGAUUACAGUGGCAUGGGAGCAAAGAGAGUCACAGCUGAUUAUGCAGUGCCUUUCAGACGGGUUUGGGAACAUCUUGGACCUCUGCGUGGCUUGAACCAACAUGACCUCGCGUCGGUAAAAACGAAUGUGCUCUUGAAGCGCCCGCAGCCUCUCAAGAUCACGAGGAAGAGGAGGAAGACCGCUAGAUAGACAUCUUAAAAGUGUGUCCACCCCCAAGCUUCUACCAUUUCAGUCAUUUUUUUAAAAAAAUGGAAGCGGUCUAAUCUGUUGGUGAAUUGGUCUCUGAAUGUGAUUUUCUUUUCCCAAAUCUGCUCUGAGCUCACUGCUCGCACACCUUAACGAUCCUGAUUUGAUGUCGAAGGUUUGGAUUCUGACCACUGUUCCCUCACUCCAGAAAAGACAGAUCAACAGAAGCACUCCCACCGCGCCCUUUUCUCUUUGUCUUAAUGUGGAAUUGAACAAAGAACUUGAAAUGUGAAUUCAGUGACUGUGCGUCAAGAUUCACGAAUACGAUUCACUCGCCUUAAGUGAACAUUGUGAGCCUUGUGUAUGAAAUCAGACGUAUGUUGAAAUGCACAUUUCGGAUUUGAAGAGGAUGGAAAAACACCAAGAGUGUUACAAAGUGAUGUUAGUUUAGUGUUGAAUAGUUUAAAACUCUUUCUGACAAUGAGUUAAAUGGGGAGGUCGAUACCACUGUCAUGUCUGUGUGGCAAGAAGCUACAGCCAGUUAGCUUAGCUUAGCAUCCAGACUGGAAACGGGGAGAUAGCUGGCUUUGUCCAAAAGUGAGGUUAUGUAUAUUAACAGGGGCUUUGUGCAGGAAAGCUUCUUGGCCGUGUGCUAAGCUAAGCUAACCAGCUUCUGCACAGUACAUUGAUAUUCACAGUCCAGACCACAGUGGAAAUAAGUCACUAUUUUUUUAUGAUAUGGGUGAGCUCUUAAAUAAUAAACUAGAGACAUGACAGCAGUGUCGAUCUUCUCAUCUAUCUUUUGCCAAGAAAGCAAAUGAGUUUAUUUCCCAAAAUGUCAAACUGUUGCUUAAAAGUAAAAAUCCACUCGAGCACGCUUCAGAAAACGGACACUGGUGAUGCAAUCUGGCAUUUCUGGGCCUAUUUUCUCGUUGGGCGCUGUGCGUGUCUGAUUCCCGCAGGCUAAAAUGUAACAUCAUGUCCAGGUAUUUCCAGCAGAUCAACUGUACGGGAGUCUGCCGGCAUCAGUGGUGUCAGUCCCUCACAAUCAAAUCCGUCAGAACUUUUUCUAACAAUCAGACAAGGAGCGAUUUCAUGAUAAAUGAGGAAGAGGAAGCCACCAGGAGUAGCCAUGGUAGACCAGAAUGCCUUGCAGCCAUCAGGCGUGUGGUCAGUGCGGAGCUAUACCGGUGUCCAUGACAUCAUUUCAGAGCAGAAAAUUAAUUUGGAUAGUCAAUAAUCAUUUUUUUUAGGUAAGUGCGAUGGCUCCAGCUUCUCUAUAAUGAGCUUUCUUACAACCCAUGAUUCCAAAACAGUACGAACAUUUGACACCGACUAAAAACAGUACAGAGACAAUAUAUUUAAUGUUUGACCUCAUCAACUUCAUUGGUUUUUGUAAAGAUCUUCUUAUUCUGAAUUUGAUGCAGCAACACAUUUCAAACAAGUUGGGACAGGAGCAACAACAGACUGGGAAAGUUGUGGAACGCUCCAAAAACAGGUGAACAGGUUGAUUGGUAACAGGUGAUAGUGUCAUGAUUGGGUAAAAGCUUUGUCUGUAACACAGCAGGUGACACAGCGUCCCAACUUUUUUGGAACUGUGGUUGAACAUCAUCGUAAAAAUGAAUAUCUUGGGGUUUGGGACUGAAGAUGCAUUUUUAACAUGCCGCCUUGGUUUCCAGGCAAAUCGUGAUGCACAUUUUUCACAAUUUUCUGACAUUUUAUAGACCAAAUGAUUCAAGGAUUUAUCAAGAAAGCUAGCUCAGUUUCUGUGGCAACAGGCCAUCAUUUCAUUGAAAACAACAUGAGCAUGCCUAUUUCUGGGAGCAUUCUGGGAGUUGAGGUGAGCAGGAGACAAGGCAGGUAUACUCUGUCCACUAAAAACAAGCAGACUGUAACUUCAUCACCAAACAAAUCUAUCCUAUAGAUUAAUGCUGGAUUAUAGAAUAUCCAACUCUGGCACCCCCUAGUGGUGGCACUGAAAAGCACUUCAUAUGCUAUAACCACAUAAAAGUGCCAAGCAGAGUGGCACAGAUCAUCUGAGUGGACUUUUGCCACCAGAUUGGCCCCUGACUACCCUGUUGUCAUCCAGAAGAAAAGAGAGGACCAUGUCUGUAGGAACAUUCGGCAGGAAAAGAGGUCAGGGAAGACACGUUUGAAGUCCUUUUGUCUUUUACUGCCUCCUCCUGCUGUCGUGUGACCAGCCAGUGAAAAGCUUCGAGUGACAUAACAGCUUCUUAGCUUCGCCCUACACUCCUCCUGCCCUCACCUGCGCCCCCAGGUGCUAACCCUGUUCACAGUGACCAGGGUUACCACGAGGCCACCGGACUCCCUGCCGGGCUUACUAAACUCUCUCCAAGUACUGUCACUGACUCGCAAGCCACUGCCACCAUUCGGCCAAUCACGUGACUUGACUGACUCACCAGCUCUGCGCUCCACCAAUCAGGCCUUCCUAGUCAGCCAGGGCAGACUCUCUCCAGGGAUUGGAUAAUGCUUGAACCCCCCACCCCCCUUUCCCACCUGUGUCCAGCCUGUAAGCUAUGACCCUGUGGUGAAGAUGUGUGUGUGUGGAUGCGUGCGUGUGGAUGGCCAGACUGUUAUACUCACUAUUCAGGAUUGCAGAGUGUGCUGGUCAUCAUUACUUGCCUUUUAGAGACAGGUCAGAGGAAGGUUGCUUGUCGGUCGGGUAAAGCCAAGCGAAGCCGCGGAUUUGGAGGAGACAGGAGUUCGGCUGGAGGCAUCCCAGCAUUCCCAGUGCUCAGCUGAGGCUCUUUCCUGUCUGCUCAGAGAGGGACGCGAAGCCACACCGCUCGGGGUCAGCAGGGGACGAGCCACCGUCCUCUCCUCCUCCCUCCAUUUUUAAUCACUGUGCUACAAUGCAAUCCUAUACACAAGCCCAAGUAUAUGAAUAUACCAGUAUACAGUAUCAUUUGUUUUCUAAGUAUGUGAAGCUAUGGAGAAGACGUAGAUCUAACACUGUACCUAGGUCACAGAUCACUAUGUAUGGGGCGUUAUGCUUUUGCUCAUAACUCCGUGUAAAAUGAAGAAUGAUUUAUUUUGUCCUUUUUUUCCAUUAUUUGUGUGUGUAUAUUGACAUUAUUGUGUAUUUUCUUUGGUUUGCCACAAAAUGACCUUUUAUAUAUAUAUAUAUAAAUAUAUAUAUAAAAAAAAGAAUAUACCACAGUAUAUACAAUAUUAAAUUAAGCUGUUUUUCUUUUUUUUUUUUUUAAAGAGAUCAAACUGGAUUUUUGGCUUGUGUCAAAUUUCUGAACAUCAGUUGUGUGUAUAAGCUGACGUGCUGACAGAGGCUUCAUCUCUGCCAGCGUCCAAUCCUGGUGCCAUUCUGGUUUAAAGCCACGUCUUCUGAAUAUCCCCUCUCUGUCUGUCACAUCUGACUCCACUCAUUUACUUCAAGUUUUAGUUCAGUAAAUGUUUGAUUGUUAACCUGACACACACACACACACACACGCACACACACACACACACCAGUGGUUUUUCAUCAAGAGCACACACAUGCACCAACGCUUAACCCUUGGGGAUAUUCUCAGCAGCUUUUGUACGACUCUUCAUCGCAAGUAGUGCGUUUCAUUAUUCAUUUACUCUGAUUUUAAGGUGCGUAACACAGUUUUUGGAUUCCUUUUCUUAACUCAGCCUAUUCCUGCAGCAGGUGCUUCUCGUUCGUGAGCAGCAUCGAGUCCUCGGCUGCCAUCCGUCCACUCACUGCGAUCAUUUACAGUUAGCUGCGACUGUGAAACAUAAUCCUACUGGAACUAAAUCCUAAUAUCAGGUCAACAUCGCGUACAAGUCCCAUCGACAUUGGUGACUCACAGUGUAGGCGCGAGUGAAGCUGCCUCAGCGUCGGCCGCGUGUUAUUUUUGAGUCAUCGUAAGCUGAAGUCAAAUAAACAUUUCAGGGAAAGAAAGAAAAAAAAAAGAGCAAGUGAACCGUGAUCAUUAUUUUCAAAUAACCCCACUGUGCUUUGCUUCAUUCUCUCUGUACGGCUCCUGGGUCUACAUUGUAUCCUGUUCAGGUAUUUUUGUACAAAUAAGGGACUGAUAUAUUCUCUGUUUAUUGGAAAUUAGAAUAAAAGACAACAUUGCUAUAAA
Messenger RNA from Chelmon rostratus (copperband butterflyfish), 7284 nucleotides. RefSeq names its product growth factor receptor-bound protein 10-like. The record is from RefSeq and is a predicted model, not a curated record. The transcript is spliced from 17 exons. Gene Ontology annotation, biological process: insulin receptor signaling pathway; negative regulation of insulin receptor signaling pathway; negative regulation of Wnt signaling pathway. Gene Ontology annotation, molecular function: insulin receptor binding. Bases 197 to 2020 code for a protein of 607 amino acids. NCBI's taxonomy places the organism in Eukaryota, Metazoa, Chordata, Actinopteri, Chaetodontiformes, Chaetodontidae.